AUGACACUUUUUGGCUCUGAAAUAUUCAUUAUUGCAUGUGAGGGGUUUAUCUCUAUUUCGCGAUAUCUUGCAUUUUCUCGAGACGAUAUAAUGAGUUGGAGUAUCAGUUGUGUUUGGAAGUGGCUAUUUGGCAUAUUGUUAAUUUCUGCCACCUAUGCUGCUACUUUCUUCUUCUGCCCAUUUGAGACGUAUUUAAGCGCCGACAAGAGAACCGUGAGGUUCUCUUUUGGCGUCAAUGCUGUCCAAUGGGUCAGUGCUUCGAUCUUCAUUCCCUUCACAUUGGCUACCGUAUCGUUCUUCUCUUGCGUGUACUGCUAUUACAAGGUGGCCACAAUCAUCAAAGCGUCAAGUACGGUAAGAAAUGAGGCUUUUCCGUGUUUCAACUACAAGAAGCCAACUCCUAUCGUCGCUGUUGCCACAACAACGUAA
Molecule: messenger RNA, 429 nt
Organism: Cooperia oncophora
Lineage: Eukaryota; Metazoa; Nematoda; Chromadorea; Rhabditida; Trichostrongylidae
Source: the annotation of a GenBank genome assembly